Anopheles nili is the source of this 1173-nucleotide messenger RNA. RefSeq lists its product as uncharacterized. The transcript has 5 exons. The record is from RefSeq and is a predicted model, not a curated record. NCBI's taxonomy places the organism in Eukaryota, Metazoa, Arthropoda, Insecta, Diptera, Culicidae.
AUGAAAUGCAAUUUUGAAAGAUUUCCUCGGUGGUCCCCUUAAAUAAAGGAAUUUUUUUCAAAUUUUUUGAAACAGAUGCAGCUUCCUUCUGAAAUUCACCGUACGCUUAGAAGCGUACGGUAUGUUGCUUUUUGCAAGGCUUCCGAAUAUAGGAAUGCAAGGAAUUGCAGGCUUCAUUAUGCAAGUGUUGUGGUUCUGAAGGACUUUUAUGAUGCGCAAGGCUAUAGUCACUUCCUGCUCUAUUUUUGCGGUGUUACGAUUUUGUCAUCAUCGUACUACCAGCACCUCCGGACCCGUGUGAAAGACUUCCUUUCCCGAUUUGUUAAGGAUUUCGGCACAUAUUAUGGUCGUACCCACAUGACCAGCAAUGUUCAUAAUCUCCAACACGUGUUUGGAGAGGUUGCAAUGUUUGGACCGCUUGAUGACUUUUCUGCAUAUUGCUUCGAAAACCAUUUACAGCAGAUCAAACGUUGGGUUAGAUCUGGCAAGAAGUUUGCGGAGUAAGUGGCAGGUAGAUCAAGUGAAAUUGCCACCAUCUACAUGACUGCCAAUUUAAUUGCUCCGAAAUAUCCAUAUUUGAAGACAAACGGUAUUGGUUUACACGUGGCCGCCGAUUUUGUCCUACUACCAUAUUUCAAAGACCAGUUUUUCCUAACAAAAAAUGAUGAUGUAGUUAAAUUUGUAAAAUGUAAAAGAUCAUCAUCAUUAUUCCCUAUCACUAUAGUUGGAGUCCGGUUUUUGUUCAAAAUGGCGCUUUUCGAAUUAAAUUUUGAAGAUAACUCUAUCGCAAAGACAUCUUCAACUGACUUAAAUAUUUAUAAAAUUAUCGAAAAUUCGCCAACUAGGCACAUGGAAGUAUCCUGGACUGGAAUCAAGUGUAAGCUGGUUCCAGUCAAGUUACCUUCGCGAUCUUUCACCCAUCCUCAUAUGACCGUUGGACGGAAAUUCAGGUGCGCGCGAUACGUGCACCUGAAGGAGCAUCGUUUCGCGCACCUGAAGGAGCUUCGUUUCACACACCCGAAUGAGUCACAUGAGGCCGAAGACAAGGAAGAGGCCGAGGACAAGGAAGAGCCAGAACGCGGUGCCAAGAAGAAGCGUGAUGCUGGUGAUAAGUACAAGCAACAGGAGGAGCAAUCCCCACCUCUGUCGUGUGCCGGAGAGAACGUGACGUAA